This is a messenger RNA of Oncorhynchus mykiss (rainbow trout), 9058 nucleotides long. The record is from RefSeq and is a predicted model, not a curated record. Lineage: Eukaryota; Metazoa; Chordata; Actinopteri; Salmoniformes; Salmonidae.
UGUAGGCAAGAGAGGGUAUAACGCAAUCUUUCUCUUGCACUUUCUACAGUCAGAAACAGGCAACUGAGAACAAAACUGAACCAAGAACAGAUAACUGAGGAGUUAUCAAGAUAACACUUCCUGGUUCCAAUUCUAUCUGUCUUCAGGUGCAGUGUCAACAUGAGGACUUCGCUGACACAUUUGGACUUUCUCUACUUUCAUUAACAUCGGGUUGUCAUUGUUCAUUUACGGUUUUAAACUUUAUUUAAUUAAACAAUUUAAACUAUAAUUUGAACUACAUUGUCCUCCGUGCAUUCCAACGAAAUCUUCAUUAGUUCGAAUGAGAGUUCUUAGCCCUCAGUGCACGAGGAGGAAGAUCAGAUACGAGUAGCGCUUCAAAAAGUCGCAGCAGUCAAGUGGAGACUACAGAAGAGGAUACGUGUAUUUCAGUUGAUAAUUGUCAACGCGAAAGACACCGAAGAUGUCGGAUUCAAUGUCCAGCUUUUUGCACAUUGGGGACAUCGUUUCCCUUUACGCGGAGGGCUCUGUCAAUGGUUUUAUAAGUACACUUGGGUUAGUGGAUGACAGAUGUGUGGUAGAGCCAUCUGCAGGGGACCUGGACAAUCCCCCCAAGAAGUUCAGAGACUGCCUCUUCAAAGUGUGUCCCAUGAACCGCUACUCUGCACAGAAACAGUUCUGGAAAGCCAAGCAGGCCAAGCAUGAGAAGGACAAGAUUGCUGAUGUGGUGCUACUUCAGAAACUACAGCAUGCCUCUAAUCUGGAGCAAAAACAGAACGAGACCGAAAACAAGAAGGUCCAUGGCGAUGUAGUAAAAUAUGGCACUGUCAUUCAGCUGCUGCAUAUGAAGAGUAAUAAAUACCUGACUGUGAAUAAGCGUCUGCCUGCCCUGCUGGAGAAGAACGCCAUGCGGGUCACCCUGGACGGGACGGGGAAUGAGGGCUCCUGGGUGUUCAUCCAACCCUUCUGGAAGCUAAGGGCCAACGGAGACAAUGUAGUGGUGGGAGAUAAGGUGAUCCUGAACCCAGUGAAUGCAGGCCAGCCCCUACACGCCAGCAACUAUGAGCUGUCCGACCACACUGGAUGCAAAGAGGUGAACUCUGUGAACAGCAACACUAGCUGGAAGAUCAACCUGUUCAUGAUGUUCAGUGACCAUAAGGAUGAGGUCUUGAAAGGAGGGGAUGUGGUGCGGUUGUUCCAUGCGGAGCAAGAGAAGUUCCUGACCUGUGACGAGUACAAGGUCAAGCUGCAUGUGUUCCUCCGUACCACCUUGCGCCAGUCUGCUACCUCUGCCACCAGCUCCAAUGCCCUGUGGGAAGUGGAGGUGGUACAUCAUGAUCCGUGUCGAGGAGGGGCUGGACACUGGAACACUCUCUAUCGUUUUAAACACCUUGCCACAGGGAGUUACCUGGCAGCUGAGGAAAAUCCGGGUUACAAAGGUGACGGCGUUGAAAUCCAGACGUCGGUGAUCGACGAUACGCAGGACAGUAGAAGAAAACUGAAGAUGUUGGGCGAGAGGAUCAAGUACAAGCUGUCGGCUAUGCCACAUGGGAAUGACAUUGCCUCUUUGUUUGAGCUAGACCCCACAACUCUGCAGAAAACAGACUCCUUUGUGCCAAGGAAUUCGUAUGUGCGCCUCAGACACCUAUGCACCAACACGUGGAUCCAGAGUACCAACGUGCCCAUAGAUAUAGAUGAGGAGAGACCUAUUAGACUCAUGCUGGGCACCUGUCCUACCAAAGAGGAUAAGGAAGCCUUUGCCAUCGUGUCAGUGCCAGUGAUGGAGAUCCGGGACCUGGACUUUGCCAACGAUGCCAGUUUCAUGUUGAGCACCGUAGUGGACAGGUUUAACGAGGGAUUUAUCAGCCCCAAUGACAGAAGGUUUGCCAUUAAGCUGCUAGAGGAUCUGGUGUUCUUUGUGGUGGACACGCCCAACAGCGGUCAGGUUGUGCUAGAUGUGGUGAUGACCAAGGUCAACCGAGAGAGACAGAAACUCAUGAGGGAACAAAACAUCCUCAAACAGAUCUUUGGGAUCCUGAAGGCCCCGUUCAAGGAUAAAGGGGCAGAAGGCCCACUGCUGCGAUUGGAGGAGCUGUCAGACCAGAAGAAUUUCCCUUACCAGUACAUGUUUCGCCUCUGUUACCGGGUGCUGCGACAUUCACAGCAGGACUACCGCAAGAACCAGGAGCACAUAGCCAAGCAGUUUGGGUUGAUGCAGUCUCAGAUUGGCUAUGACAUCCUGGCUGAGGACACCAUCACUGCCCUGCUGCACAACAACCGCAAGCUGCUGGAGAAACACAUCACUAAGAAGGAGGUGGAGACCUUCGUUAGCCUGGUCCGCAAGAACAGGGAACCCAGGUUUCUGGACUACUUGUCAGAUCUGUGUGUGUCCAACAACGUGGCCAUUUCUGUAACUCAGGAGUUGAUCUGUAAGUGUGUGCUGGAUCCCAGGAACCAAGACAUUCUCAUCAAGACCGAACGGCGCGUGCCCAAAGAGAUGCCCCAUGCCACUGAAUUCAUGGGCAUGGAGGAGUAUGCUGACGAUGAUGAGGUGUGGCUGGUCUGGACUGACAAGACCAAUGAGAAGCAAGAGAAGGGCAUCAGACAACUAGCCCAGGAGGCCAGACAGGGGAACGCCCAUGACGAGAACGUGCUCAGAUACUAUAGGUACCAGCUGAAGCUGUAUGCUCGGAUAUGUCUGGACCGCCAGUACCUGGCCAUAGGUGAGAUCUCUAAGCAGCUGGAUGUGGAACUCAUCUUCCUGUGUAUGAUGGACGAGACGCUGCCCUUUGACCUCAGAGCCUCCUUCUGCAGACUCAUGCUGCACACGCACGUCGACCGAGACCCUCAGGAGCUGGUGACCCCUGUCAAGUUUGCACGUCUGUGGACAGAGAUCCCAACCUCCAUCACAAUUAAAGAUUAUGAUUCCAACAUGGAUGACUUGCGGGACAAUAAGAAGAACAAGUUUGCCAACACCAUGGUGUUCAUGGAGGAGUACCUCAACAACGUCCUCAAUGACGACCUGCCUUUCGCUGACGAGGAGAAGAACAAACUCACCUAUGAGGUGGUGAGCCUGGCCAGACACCUCAUCUACUUUGGCUUCUACAGUUUCUUUGAGCUGCUGAGGUUGACACGCACUCUUCUGGGAAUCAUUGACUGUAUUCCCAACCCUUCCCUUCACCCUGUGCUACAGGACGAUGGCAGUGGAAAGAACAUGAAGCGUUCCAUCCAUGGCGUGGGUCAGAUGAUGUCCACCAUGGUACUGACCAGGAAACAGUCCAUGUUUGGAGGUCCAGGGAGGAGUGUUUCCAUUAUAGAAGGACCGAACCGCAGCAAGGACAGCAUCGGCAAACAGGACAUCACCGUCAUGGACACCAAGUUGAAAAUACUGGAAAUCCUGCAGUUUAUCCUGAAUGUCCGCCUGGACUACCGGCUCUCCUUCCUGCUGUCUGUCUUCAAGAAAGAGUUUGUUGAUGUUUAUCCCAUGGCAGAUGCCGAUGCUACAACAUCAAUGGAGCAAGCAGCCACCAUCAACCUGCAGCACAUAGGAGAUCAGGCGGAGGCCAUGUUUGGUGUGGGGAAGGGGAACAGCAUACUAGAGGUGGAUGAUGAGGGAGGUCGAAUGUUCUUGAGGGUGUUGAUCCACCUCACCAUGCAUGAUUACCCUCCACUGGUGUCUGGGGCCCUCCAGCUGCUCUUCAAGCACUUCAGCCAGAGACAGGAGGUGCUGCACACCUUUAAACAGGUCCAGUUGUUGAUCUCGGGGCAGGAUGUUGAUAACUACAAGCUGAUAAAGAGUGACCUUGACCUUCUCCGCACCAUGGUGGAGAAGUCUGAGCUCUGGGUGGACAAGAAGAGCGGCUCUGGAGGAGGGGAGGGGAAGAAAGACAAAAAUGAAAAUGUAGAGAUGGACUUAGAGGAUGUGACCCUGAAGAAAGAGCAUUCGGAUAAGAGCAAUGAGAACUACCAGAAAGUCAGAGAGAUCAUGGAGCGUCUGAAUAAGAUGUGCAGCACAGGGGUGUGGAAAAAGCAGCAGAGGCUCCUGAAGAACAUGGGAGCCCACAAAGUGAUGCUGGACCUGCUGCAGGUGUCAUAUGAUCAGGUGAGGGAUCAUGACACCAAGAUGCAAGGGAUCAUCAGGUGCACUCACCUGUUCCUGCAGAAGUUCUGCAUGGGGAACCUGGAGAACCAGGUGCUGCUUCAUAAGAACCUCAGCCUCUUCCUGAACCCAGGACUCAUGGAGGCUGAGACGGUUCAGCACAUCUUCAGUAAUAACUACCAACUGUGUACAGAGAUCAGUGAGAACGUGCUGCAGCACUUCGUCCACUGCCUGGCCACUCACGGACGCCACGUCCAGUACCUCAACUUCCUGCACACCAUCAUCAAGGCUGAGGGGAAAUAUGUGAAGAAGUGUCAGGACAUGAUCAUGACUGAGUUAACCAACGCCGGUGAGGACGUGGUGGUGUUUUAUAAUGACAAGGCGUCAUUUUCCACCAUGCUGGAGCUGAUGGCAGAGUCCAGGGAGGGGGUUCAGGAGCACAGCCCCCUGCGCUACCACAUCUCUCUGGUGGAGCUGCUAUCUGCCUGCGCUGAGGGCAAGAACGUUUACACAGAGAUCAAAUGUACCUCGCUGCUGCCCCUAGAGGACGUGGUGAGAGUGGUCACACACGAGGAUUGCAUCACAGAGGUGAAGGUUGCCUAUGUGAACUUUGUGAAUCACUGCUACGUAGACACAGAGGUAGAGAUGAAGGAGAUUUACACCAGCAACCACAUCUGGAAACUGUUUGAGGACUUCAUCGUGGACAUGGCCAGGGUGUGUAACAAGAGAGAGAAGCGUCUGACUGACCCAAUCCUGGAGAAGUACAUCAUCAACGUGGUGUUUGACACCAUCAAUGCCUUCUUCAGCUCCCCCUUCUCUGAAAACAGCACCUCUCUACAGACCCACCACACCACAGUAACGCAGCUGCUCCAGUCUAGCAUGCGUCUGCUGGAAUGUCCCUGGCUGCAGCAGCAACACAGAGGCCUGGUGGAGACCUGCAUCCGUACCCUGGCUAUGACAGCGAAGAACCGCUCCAUAUCCCUGCCCCUGGACCUGGAGUCUCAGAUCACCACCAUGCUGAGCAGCAGUUCCCUCAACUCUCUGUCCCGCUCCAACCCCAACUACAAGAGCUCCACCCGCUCCAGCCGCCCCUCCGCCCCCAACAACCCCUGGGACUACAAGAACAUCAUUGAGAAGCUGCAGGACAUCAUCGGGACUCUGGAGCAGCGUCUGAAGCCGCUGUUGAACGCAGAGCUGUCUGUUCUGGUGGAUGUCCUGCAGCAGCCUGAACUCCUCUUCCUGGAGGGGACGGAUGCACGGCAACGCUGCGAAUCAGGAGGCUUCAUCUCAAAACUGAUUCAGCACACUAAAGCCCUGAUGAACUCCGACGAGAAGCUCUGUAUCAAGGUUCUGAGGAUUCUGCAGGAGAUGCUCAUACGCACACUGGACUUUAACGAGAAGGGGAUUGCACUGAGGAAGGUGCUGCUACAGAACUACCUGUUCACCAACAAGAAGAACAACAAGGCAGAGCUGGUUGAACUUGGAGCAACAGGUGCUGAGCAGGAAAGGGACUGGGUGGCUGUAGCUGCUGUUCAGUGUCAUCUGGACAGGGAGGGUGGGACUAAGCUCUUCACCGACCUCAUAAUGAGUACCAAGAACAACAAGAUAUUCCAGGAGAGCAUCCAGAUGGCCAUAUGUCUGAUGGAGGGGGGCAACACAGAGAUACAGAACUCCUUCUACAAGCUGAUGAUGGGGGACAACAAGUCAGAGAAAUUCUUCAAGGUCCUCCACGACCGGAUGAUAAACGCUCAGAUGGACAUCAAGGCCAACGUAUCAGUCAGCGUGGGAGAGAUGACUAACAAAGACCUUCAGACUGGCUCUGAUGGGUCGGUUCUACCUGGCUCCGUUGUCCCGGCCUCUGAGUCUGAUCAGCAAGAGACAGAGAUGGGCCCUGCAGUUAUCAUCAUGAAACCCAUCCUACGCUUCCUCCAGCUGCUCUGUGAGAAUCACAACCAGGACCUACAGAACUUCCUGCGCUGCCAGAACAACAAGACCAACUACAACCUGGUGUGUGAGACACUGCAGUUUCUGGACGUCAUGUGUGGCAGCACCACAGGAGGCCUGGGCCUGCUGGGCCUCUACAUUAACGAGAGCAACGUGGUCCUCAUCACCCAGACCCUGGAGACGCUCACAGAGUACUGCCAGGGCCCCUGCCACGAGAACCAGACCUGUAUAGUGGCCCAUGAGUCCAACGGCAUCGACAUCAUCACAGCCCUCAUACUGAAUGACAUCAGUCCUCUGUGUUGUUACCGCAUGGAGAUGGUGCUGCAGCUCAAGGACAACGCCUCCAAGCUGCUGCUGGCUCUGAUGGAGAGUCGCCAUGACAACGAGAAUGCAGAGAGGAUACUGUUUAACCUCCGACCUCGGGAACUGGUAGAGGUGAUAAAGAAAGCCUAUCAGCAGGAGAGUGAGUGUGAAGUUGGAGUGGUGUCACCUCAAGAGGUCGGCCACAACAUUUACAUCCUGGCACUUCAGCUGGCGAGGCACAAUAAGAUCCUGCUCAAUCUGCUGAAACCUGCAAAGAGGACCGAAGCAGGAGAGGAGGGUAUAUCCUCUAUGCUGAACCUGAACAACAGACCUCUCUCUCAGAUGUUGAAAUCUACAGUGCCGGUGGAGAUCGAGGAGCAGGACCCACUGGAGUUCUAUGACCAACACACUUCACAGAUAGAGAUUGUGCGUGAGGACCGCAGCAUGGAGCAGAUCGUGUUCCCCAUUCAUCCCAUCUGUGAGUUCCUGAUGGAGGAGUCCAAGUUCCGUGUGUUCAACACCACUGAGCAGGACGAGCAGGGCAGCAAGGUCACACACUUCUUCCAACAGGCCUCCUUCCUCCACAACGAGAUGGAGUGGCAGAAGAAGCUUCGCAGUAUGCCGGUGCUGUUUUGGUUCUCUCGCAGGAUGAGCACCUGGGGCAGCAUCUCCUUUAACCUGGCCGUCUUCAUCAACCUCAUCAUCGCGUUUUUCUACCCCUACGACUCAGGCCAAGGUGCGAUAGACGACUCAAUGCUGUCCAUGCUGUUCUGGGGCUUCCUGGGUCUGUCUGUCAUGGGAAUGUUCUCCCAGGGUUACGGCCUCAGGCCCUUCACCGUGGCCCUUAUACUGCGCUCCAUCUACCACUUUGGCAUCGGUCCCACUCUCAUCCUACUGGGAACCCUCAAUCUGAUAAAUAAGAUAGUGUUUGUGGUGAGCUUUGUGGGCAACAACGGGACAUUUAUCAUGGGCUACCGUGCGAUGGUGAUGGACGUGGAGUUCCUGUAUCACCUGGCCUACGUUCUGACCAGCACCCUGGGCCUCUGUGUCCACGAGCUGUUCUACAGCUUCCUGCUGUUUGAUCUGAUCUACCGAGAGGAGACGCUGUUCAACGUGAUAAAGAGUGUGACCCGGAAUGGGCGCUCCAUCCUGCUCACUGCCCUGCUGGCCAUCAUCCUGGUCUACCUGUUCUCCAUCGUGGGCUUCCUCUGCCUCAAGAAUGACUUCAUCAUGGAGGUGGACCCACUGCCUCAGAUAACCUCAGGGCGACAUGGCAAUGAGGAGGCAUCCCAAGACUUCCUCAACACCUGCAGUAGAGAUGGAGUCAGCUGCACUGCCAAGGCAGGACUCCCUGCUGAACCUGAGGCAGAGGAGAACAAUUCGGAGCGGGCCUGUGACACUCUGCUCAUGUGCAUCGUCACCGUGCUGAACCACGGCUUGAGGAACGGUGGCGGGGUGGGAGACGUGCUACGCAGGCCCUCCAAAAACGAGCCACUGUUCCCAGCCCGCGUCAUCUACGAUCUCCUCUUCUACUUCAUUGUCAUCAUCAUCGUACUCAACUUGAUCUUUGGUGUCAUCAUCGACACCUUCGCUGACUUGCGUAGUGAGAAACAGAAGAAAGAGGAGGUCCUCAAGACCACCUGCUUCAUCUGUGGUCUGGAGAGGGACAAGUUUGACAAUAAAACGGUGUCUUUUGAGGAGCACAUAAAGUUGGAACACAACAUAUGGAACUACCUGUAUUUCAUCGUGCUCGUUCGCGAGAAGAACAAGACGGACUACACUGGACCAGAGAGUUAUGUGGCCCUCAUGAUAAAGAGUAAGAACCUGGACUGGUUCCCCCGGAUGCAGGCCAUGUCCCUUGUGGUGACGGAUGGAGACGCUGACCAGAACGAGAUGAGGAACCUGCAGGACAGACUGACGUCCACUAUGAACGUGGUCAGCCAACUCACAGGACAGCUAACAGAGCUCAAAGAGCAGGCUAGUGUUUCCAGGAGGAUGCCCCUGGCCUGGCUGGCUGACAUACUGUUUCCUGUGUAGAUGACGGAUCAGAGGAAGAGGCGGCAGCGGAUGGGCUUUGUGGAUGUCCAGUCAGGAGGAGGAGCUGGUGCUGCUAGCAUGUCCCCCAGUGUUGCUGGAGGAAACCAUCCGAUGUCCAACAAACCCUGAUGGAUGUCCCGUCUUACUGUGCCACCACGCUUUGCCAAAAGACUGAGUCCACUAAGCCUAUCGAUACUAUCCAAGAUCAGCCAUCAAUCACAUAUUAAACAAAAAUGUUUUAGUUGUGACUGACGCUGACAGGACUGAGUUACUGAGGUUGGGUUCUUUGUAAUUCCCCUUAAAAGGGUUUCAACGCUUCCAGUAAUGUCUGGAGAAAGAAAGAACAUGAUCAAUCUCUGUUCUUGGUCCAUGCAAUCAGAGCAAUUGAUUAAUGGCAUUGCAUUGUCGCAAACACACCUCAGAUGACAACAUUGGAAAGUGAUACUACGGCAAAGCAGGAAGCAACACGUCCAUCCAUUAUAUUAGAAAUAGAGUAACGAUGUACAGAUUACUACAGUAGGUCCAUGACUAGCACCAAAUGUUUGUCUGAAGCACGCAAAGAUUUGGUUUGGAAUACGUCUACUUGUCAAUGUCUCCAUUGUAUUGGCCCCUCUUAGAGAAAUGGAAACUUGAAUGUUAUCUUCUGAAAGCACAUCAGUAAAAUGUCUUUGAUUUUAA